CUCCCGUUACACCCGGGGGAAGGUGUUCCGAGACCGCUCCCAUCCUCACCCCGCCUCCCCGAUUCCCGGCUCCAGCCUCCGCCGGCCGAGCCCCACUAUGCCAGACAGUUUCGACACUUUGCAAAGACAAAGAGCCCCAGACCAGAGGGAGGAGGAAGAGGAGAGAGAGAAGGGAGAGGCGAUGUGAGCCAGAAAGGGGGCGAGUGUUCGGGACACUCCCAUCCCCCUUUUAUUCUUCUGGGAGUCCGCUCCUGCCCAAAGCCGGGUAACUCCAGCCUGUCUCCAGCCGCGCUGGUACCAGCUUCGGACUCUGCCUUCCUGGACUGGAAAUGCCAAGCAGGAAUUGGCAUCUCUAAGAGCUGUGGUGAGCAUCUCCCUGAGCUUUUUGGUCAGUGCAGUUCUGUUUGAGGACCAGCAGUGGACAGCGACUUAGCCCAGUGAGAUGAAGAAAUUGAUGCUCAGAGAGGUUAAGGAACUCCACUGAGGCCACCUUGCUGGGAACAUCAAGCAAGCCAGCUUUUUGUCCCAGAGAGAUGUUGCCGCAUGUGUCAUGAUUGGUUGCUGCGGAUACAACCCAGGUACAGAGCAGUCAGAGCUUUGCAUUAUUGGGUCCACUCAACAGGAUGUAUAAGAGUGCAAGAGGCCCACGGAGACCCCUCUGAACAGCAGAUGACAGACAACCCUCUGUGCCUUCAUCAAACCAGUCGCUUAACAGUCACUUCGCUAGUGACUUCCUGAGAAAGACAGAGCUCUAAUUACGCAUCGUGACAAACCACACCUUCUGGAGGAGGGAGGCAAAGACAAGAUACCUUCCUCUUACAUCGAGAACCUUCCUGCCAGGUCCUCACCCCCCAGGAGCCGGGACUGUCACAGAGAUUAACUACCCCUCAAGCCCUUUGGCUGGAAGAGGAAAUCACUAAGUUUGGUUAAAGCUUCGUCAGGAACUGUUAGCAACUCUUUGAGGAGUGUAGAAAGAGCAGGCUACUUGCUUUCUAAAAAGACGAGUUCUAUGCCUUCUGCGCCCCAGACGGGCAUUCCGCCUUCGUGUAUACUCCACGAUGUCUGGAACACAGGGGUGGCCAUCUCUCCAGCGGAAGUGAAGUCAGCUAUACCACUCCUGAGGGCUCUCUGGGAACCCCCACUAUCCCUUCUGAUCCAGCCUCUGUCUCUGGGAUUUUUCUUCUGUAGUUCACCUCCAUUCUGAGGGGUUUUCUGCAGCUGAUCGCAGGGGACUCCAUCAGGAAAACAAAGAUAGUGACCAUGAGGAAAAGGACGGUCAAAGUGCUCACCUUCCUCAUCCUCUUCAUCUCCCUCACCUCCUUCCUCCUGAACUACUCCCACACCAUGGUAGACGCCAGCUGGUUCCCCAAGCAAAUGGUCCUCGGGCUCUCGGAGAACCUCCGGAAGCUCAUCAAGUACCGGCCCUGCAGCUGCGCCCACUGCGUGAGCCAGCGCGGGGUAUCGCCGUGGUUCGAUGAGAGGUUCAACCAGACCAUGCAGCCGCUGCUGACGGCACGGAAUGGGCUCCUGCAGGAGGACACCUACAGAUGGUGGCUGAGGCUCCAGCGAGAGAAGCAGCCCAGUGACCUGAAUGAAACCAUCAAGGAGCUGUUCCGAGUGGUGCCUGGGGACGUGGACCCCGUGCUGGAGAAGAGGUCGGUGGGCUGCCGGCGCUGCGCUGUCGUGGGCAACUCAGGCAACCUAAAGGAGUCCCUCUACGGGCCCGAGAUAGACAGUCAUGACUUCGUGGUGAGGAUGAACAAGGCGCCCACGGUGGGGUUUGAGGCCGAUGUGGGGAGCAAGACCACCCACCAUCUCGUGUAUCCCGAGAGCUUCAGGGAACUCGGAGAGAACGUCAGCAUGGUCCUGGUCCCCUUCAAGACCACUGACCUGCAGUGGGUGGUCAGCGCCACGUCCACAGGCACCAUCUCGCACACCUAUGUGCCUGUGCCCCAGAAGAUCAGAGUGAGACAGGAUAAGAUACUCAUCUACCACCCGGCAUUUAUCAAGUACGUCUUUGACAACUGGCUGCAGGGCCACGGGCGGUACCCCUCCACCGGCAUCCUCUCGGUCAUCUUCUCCAUCCACGUCUGUGAUGAGGUAGACCUGUAUGGCUUCGGGGCAGACAGCAGAGGGAACUGGCACCACUACUGGGAGAACAACCCAUCGGCAGGGGCCUUUCGCAAGACGGGGGUGCACGACGCUGACUUCGAAUCCAACGUGACGGCCACCUUGGCUUCCAUCAACAAAAUCCGCAUCUUCAAGGGGAGAUGACGCUGCGCGGGGGUCCAGCAGACUCACCACAUUGCGCCUCUCCAGUUCCCACCCCAGCGUCUAGCGGAGCUUCGCGGCUGGCCGUGGGCAUGCACAGUUGCUGCGUGCAGCCUUGGCCGCUCAGCAAGGUCGCCAGGCUCUGCUGGGGCUGCAGAACACAUCUCGGUGGGAGAUGUGCUGGCCCGGGGCUGAGGCAGGGCCUUUCUCCAGAAUCAAACUCUCAAAUCAUUUCGACUUGGGGGGUUGGGACUCCCACACUGACAAAUAGGACUUCCCUGGGAAGAUGGGCAGAGACUCGCUGUGGCCGAGGGGUCCAAACCCGACUCAAACUCCUGUCCUCGCCGGGAAGUUUCUGAGUGACAAUUUAUUACCUCCAAGACAGAACCACACCGGGCCAUGCCGGCGCUGGGGGUCAGAGGCUGCCUUCUCUGCUGGAAGCCUGGCUUCUCCCUCAGUGUGAAAUCUGUCAUCUCUUUGUUCUCAAAGCUCCCAUUGGAUGGCCAGCGGAGGCCCCACCAACAGGUCUGCAUGGAAGCUUAGCUUCUUGUUUCGGAUUCCCACGGAUGCCUCUUCCAGACAGAUUUUCCUUGGAGCGAUGGAUCUGGGGGUUAUAGCUGGCCGAGUGCUCUCUGACUACUUCAUGUGCCUUUGAGUUUGGGGAGAGGUGCACACGUUGGCCCACAGCUCAGGAAGGGAGUCCUCCACCGGCUCCUGCUUACCCUACAGCUGAGAACAUCUUUCCUAGUUUCCUGAGCCAGAGUCUGAAUUCGAGCAAAACUUAGAUGGACUCAAUGUCUCCUAAAGGCACUGCAGCCAUAGGACGCCCACUCUCACUCUCACAGGCUAGGGUUGGGCCCCUGUAACCUUCCAGGGCCACACAGGGGCUUCCAACAGCCAGCGUCAUCCUCAAGGGCUGCACUUUGGGCCCAGUCCCCAUGACCAUCUUGGUGGGGUCCUGGGUUGGGGUGGGGGCGUGGAAGGCGCGCAGACUGGACUUACCUCAUCUUCUCCCCUCCAACUACUCUCUUUUUCCUCUUCAGCCAUCCUGAUUAUUUAUUGAUUUUUGUUUUAAUUCAACUGACAUCUUUCCGGGCCUGGUGUGUGAGGCUUGCUGUUGCUUUGUGAGGCAGCCAGGCAGUGAGGAGCCUUGGGGAGGUCCAUAGCAAUCAGACGGGGGAUGUGGGGGCUGUGGAACAUGGGGACUUGUGGUGGGGUUGUGGGAUGCUCUGCACCACCUCCCUUCCAGCCCCUUCCCUUCUUCUCCUUGGAGACUUGGGUUUGUUCUUGGGCCUGGGAGUCUCCAAAUGCAACAAAACCUCACUGGGGCUGGGAGGGGAGCAGAGGCCACAGGCAUACAAGGGCAGUGAUUCUGACUGUUGGCUCCAGUUCCUGACGGAACCAGAAAAACCACUUUUCCUAUUGAAAACAUUUCAUGCAAGGCUGCUGCUGCUUUGGGGAGGUGUCACCUUCCCAGUGGGAGGUGAAGGCUGCAGGCAUGAGGCCUGCUAUUCCAGCUCUGGGGCCUGUUCGCACUGGGAGAGAGGGAGGCCUCAGGGGCCAGGGAUGGCUGUACGACGUGCAGAACUGCAUGCCAAGUUUGGUCUUCGCCCUGAGUCUAUGCAUACAAACAUUUUUCUGGGGAGAGGUUCCAUAGCUUUGAUAAGAUUCUCAAAGAUUCAGAAUCUAGAACGUGUUUCAAAGGCAAAAUAACAACAAAAAUCCUACUUCAGUUUAAAAUUCUCCCAAACCGAAGAGUCUCUUGGCUGAUAAGGCUGGCAAGCAGCAGGAGUCCCUGUCCUGCCCCUCCCUCCUGGCAGGCUUGAGCUCAACAUGAGGAACUCAGCAGACAUCAAGCGGGUGGGCCCAGUGACCCCAGGAGCAAAGAAGAUGGAGGACACGGACUCAGACAGACAGCAGUGGAGACUCCUGAGCUUCCUUUUCUCAGUCACUAGGUGCACGCAGGGGUGGCAGGUUCAGGGUGCACUCCUCUGUGGGCUCCUCUAAGGAAGAACAAGCUCCCAGAGUGAAGCCGUGUCCCUGCAGGCUGGAUGCUGGCUGGGCCCAUUACCCGAUCUCAGUCCAGUCCCUCCCUCCCUCCCACGAGUAUGCUUAAGCUGUGAGAUGCUCUCCACCCCACUGAAUCCAUUUCUCCCAUUUCACAGGUGAGAAAAACAAGGCCCAGAGAGAGGAAGUGCCUUGCAAAGUGAGCCAGUUGCUACAGCAGAAGUCAGUUUGAGCAAGAGUAAGACAGUGCGGGCUCCAGGUUUAAAAUGUCCAGAGGUAGGCAUUCCCAACAGACUCCAUCCAACAUCUCGAAAAACUGUCACCAGGGUGUUGGUGUCUGACUGUCGCCCUGCCUCUCAGCACUGAGCACCAGCCCCAUGCUGCAGACCAGAUGCCCCCAACAAGCUCUGGUCUCCCUUCCCACACCUCCCUCCAGUGGAGGAGACUGCACCACUCCCCGUAGCCCAGCAGACAUCUGCAGUGUCUCCUUGGCGUAGCAGUCAGGACUUGAACCAGUGGAAGCCACCACUGUGGCCAGAAUUGAAUGCACGAGUGGCUUAAGCCAACCGGAGCCUUGUUCUAGUUGAAGGUGGGAAGACUCAAACAAGAUGGACCUCAGAGGGCACUGGGCGUGCUGUCAGCAGGCAAACAGGACGUGGUCACAUUCAUGGGGCCUGUGUAUCUGCCAUGCACAUUCAGGACGGGGGCUCCCUCAGGCCCCAAACCCCAGCCCAGGGCUCUGUCCACUGCAAGCAGAGAGCACCUUGAAAAGCAGCCCUGGGCUCCGAGCAACUAGCAUAAGAGUCCCAGCCUGUGGCUCACAACACUGAGCCUGAAACUGCAGGCAGGGCCAGAGAGGGUGGUUCAAGAGAUCCCAGCAACUCCAGGUCUUCAGAGUCCCCACCCCCAAUGAGCCAGGAAGCCGGUUACCCAGAGCCUGGGUCGCCUGCUUGUCCCCUGCCUCUACCCACCUGUUAGAAAAGAAAAGAGGGCCGAUUUCUGGCCUCUGGCCUUCUCAGAAGGCUCUGGGGAAAAGAAGCACGUUUUUCAGAGGAUGCCUUUUGAAAUGGCCUUUGCCAGGCAUCAUCCAGCUAAUACAUGGGAAGGCUUAGUGGGGGACUGGCAGGAGUGGAUGGGAGAAAAAA
Tupaia belangeri chinensis (Chinese tree shrew) is the source of this 5423-nucleotide messenger RNA. It is a transcript of the gene ST3GAL1, whose product is annotated as ST3 beta-galactoside alpha-2,3-sialyltransferase 1. The coding region runs from base 1261 to 2274 and encodes 337 amino acids. The transcript has 10 exons. The record is from RefSeq and is a predicted model, not a curated record. Lineage: Eukaryota; Metazoa; Chordata; Mammalia; Scandentia; Tupaiidae. Gene Ontology annotation, biological process: sialylation. Gene Ontology annotation, molecular function: beta-galactoside (CMP) alpha-2,3-sialyltransferase activity. Gene Ontology annotation, cellular component: membrane.